Messenger RNA from Ambispora gerdemannii, 450 nucleotides. The record is from the annotation of a GenBank genome assembly. NCBI's taxonomy places the organism in Eukaryota, Fungi, Glomeromycota, Glomeromycetes, Archaeosporales, Ambisporaceae.
AUGGAAACCACUUCCGGAGUCGUUUCCGAAACAGCACAUGAAGCUAAAGGAAAAGCACAACAAAUUAUCUCGCAAACCGAUCAAUAUUACAAACGACCGUACCAUUUUAUUAUCGAGUCAUGGAAAGAGAGUUCGUUUUUUCGUCUUUAUGCCUAUAUUGCUGCAACUUAUGGAAUCAUACCGGCGGUAAUUCUCGUUGGUUGGACUAUCGCAACGUUGGCAAUCGUUGUAGGAGUAGCAGGAGUUGGAAUCGUGGUCGCAGAGGGAUUUUUCGCGUUUUUGGGAUCAUUGGUCUUCUUCCCGGUGGUAGGUACUUUGUUGUUUAUCGCUAGUCUUGGCGGUAUUGUAGCUGGGUUUGCGUAUGGUAGCCUGAAAGUUAUCCGGUUUGCGUUGUCUCAAGUGGGGUUUCUUGAUCAAAGUAUCUCCUCUCAACCGGGACGACCUUCAUAA